Messenger RNA from Hippocampus comes (tiger tail seahorse), 618 nucleotides. Its product is annotated as multidrug resistance-associated protein 1-like. Gene Ontology annotation, biological process: glutathione transmembrane transport; xenobiotic transport. The record is from RefSeq and is a predicted model, not a curated record. NCBI's taxonomy places the organism in Eukaryota, Metazoa, Chordata, Actinopteri, Syngnathiformes, Syngnathidae. Gene Ontology annotation, molecular function: ATP hydrolysis activity; ATP binding; ABC-type xenobiotic transporter activity. The transcript is spliced from 4 exons. Gene Ontology annotation, cellular component: basolateral plasma membrane. Bases 34 to 618 code for a protein of 194 amino acids.
UAGAAAUCGAGAUGAUCGUAAGUCUGCUGCUUGAUGAAUUUCACGUUGCGAUGUACGUGCAGAUGGCUGGCAAUCCGACUGGAGUUUGUCUGCAACUGCAUUGUGUCCUCUGCUGCUUUGUUUGCCGUCAUCGCCAGAGAGAGUCUCAGUCCAGGUAUCAUGGGCCUGGCCAUCUCCUAUGCCCUUCAGCUGACGGCCUCUCUGACCUGGCUGGUGAGGAUGUCCUCCGAUGUGGAAACAAACAUAGUUGCAGUGGAGCGAGUCAAAGAGUACAGUGAGACAGAAAAAGAGGCUGAGUGGAAGCGCGAGCACUCCGGCCUGGACCCCGGGUGGCCCACCGAAGGGCGCAUAGAAUUCAGAGGCUUCGGUCUACGAUACCGUCGCGAUCUGGACCUGGCCAUCCGUAACAUCACAGUCAGCAUUUCAGGAGGAGAGAAGGUUGGGAUUGUCGGUCGCACAGGAGCAGGCAAGUCAUCCCUGACACUGGGCCUGUUCAGGAUCAUUGAGGCGGCACAGGGGCAGAUUUUCAUUGAUGGAAUUGACAUUGCUGAACUUGGCCUCCAUGAGCUCCGCUCCAGAAUUACCAUUAUACCACAGGUCAGUGCUGGGAUGGCAUAA